GCUUCUGUCUAAGCUUACAUUAAUACAGAUAUUAGCUGUUGCUGCCUUUUGAUGGAUGUUUUGUUGCUUAAAAGAAACAUUAAGCACGUGCACUGGUACUGUGAGAUUAGUGAGUCAUCGUCAUAGGAGGCUGCUUAUGUUUGCCCUGCAGUGCAAUACGGUUCUGAGUUUCCUGCACCUUCCAUCAUGUCCAGUCAUCUAAUAUAAUGCAUCAAUCAUCUUAUAAGUCAGCUAUAAACAUGACCCAUUAAAAUUGAAGCAAACAAGGAUGUUGCUACAAUGCUAUUCUCAACUGUCCCUAUUUUUGUGUUGAGGGGUUACCCAUGAUUUCAGGAUUGAGAUCCCUACAGUUCAUGACCUCAACAUGAACUCCCACCCCUCCUCCCUCUCUCACAACACUCAGACAUGAACGCAUGGAAAUGCAUAUUUAUCUCUUCCCUUCUUCCCUGGUAUACAUUGCCCUUAUAUCAUACUCUUUUCUUGAGGUCACUUGUGGGGCUGAUGAUGGGAAGCUAAGUAACAAGAUGCUUUAAAUUAAGUUUUUCAAUUAAAUUGCCAGGACAAGAAAAUUGUUGAACAUAGAUUUGAUAGCUUGGUGAUGUCAUUAUCUGUAAUUGAUUAUUGACCUGGUUGGCUGGGUACAGAUUGGUCCAUAACCUUAUGGGUGCACAGCUUGAGUGAGACCUGUGAUGACAGAGCGUCAUGGUGGAUGCUUCUAUAGGCACUCUUGGUUUGUCUCAAGGCCCUUAUCCUUUUCCCCUGCUAUGGAAGGCACAUCAGCUGCAAGGGAUAGUGGUGGCUCAACUUCAUCCAGGUCGGACAGUAGUGAUUACGAGUCUGUGGCCAAGACACAUCACUCUCAUCGUAAUUUUUCAAGUCGCCGUUGCUUUAUGUCAAAACCUGUUCACCCAUUGACCCUUCCAUCUGACACACCUAGAAGAGAAGCUACUGACAGCAAUGCUGCUGGGUAUUUGGAAUUUGAUGCUUGUAGUGUCGAUCUCACUGAUGUUUCUGAGCCAUUUGAAGCUGAUUUUUCAAGUAGAUAUUGUAAUCCAUCAGAUAGUUUCAAAUGUGGAUUGUGUGAGAGGCUUCUUUCACAGAGAUCUCCUUGGAGUUCUCGACGUAUUGUGAGAAGCGGAGACAUGCCUGUUGCUGGGGUUCUUUCAUGCUGCCAUGUAUUCCAUGCUGAAUGCUUGGAGCAAACCACCCCAAAGGCCAACAAAAAUGACCCCCCUUGCCCAAUCUGUGCCAAAGUUGAAGAGGAGAAUUCUCCAGAUCAGCGGGUCUUUUCUAAGUUCUUCCCUAGGCUUAGGCCUUUCUGCGAAGAUGGACCAUCAAGGCCAUGGGGUUGCGCACAGGCAGGAGAUUGUGUUGAAGGUGCUUUGCAUGCACCUUCCCGCAGUACCAUGUUGUCACUUACUCGGAGUCGGAUUAAAAAGAAUCUCUCGUUGAAGGGUAAUGUAGGCAGAGACUUUCCCGGAAGGCGAGGAAAAGUGGCUCAUUUGCCUCACAGUUAUUUGUUGGUUCAGUUGACCAUGGAGUCGCUGUUCGUCCGAGACAGUUUCUGGCACAAGUGUGAAGUGAAACCAGAAGAGUGUGUCUGA
Coffea arabica (coffee) is the source of this 1604-nucleotide messenger RNA. The record is from RefSeq and is a predicted model, not a curated record. NCBI's taxonomy places the organism in Eukaryota, Viridiplantae, Streptophyta, Magnoliopsida, Gentianales, Rubiaceae.